This is a messenger RNA of Fusarium verticillioides 7600, 1443 nucleotides long. RefSeq lists its product as hypothetical. The coding region runs from base 213 to 1226 and encodes 337 amino acids. The record is from RefSeq and is a predicted model, not a curated record. Lineage: Eukaryota; Fungi; Ascomycota; Sordariomycetes; Hypocreales; Nectriaceae. The transcript is spliced from 5 exons.
CUCAACAAACCCUAGUCUCAAUCCUUCAACAGCAUCACGUCCUCCGCCCACUCACGAAGAAUUUGAUUGAACCCCAGAUCCUUUCCCUUGGGUACACGACCCCGUUCCCCGCAAACCCGGCAAUUCGCCUCCCCCAACCCCAUUCCCUUCGUCUCUCAUCCUCCACAAACGCUCCCUCCUCUCCAUGACAUGUAACAACACCAUGAGCAGGCAUGGCAUCGUCCUCGGACGCAGUCCUCACGCUGGCAUCGACUGCUAUAUGCGUCGCCCUCAUUGUAGCUAGGUGUCUGUACCGCCUCAUAUUCCGCUGCCACAUCCACAGAACAUGCCACCGCCGAUGGCGCAUCGAUGACUUUUACAUGACCAUCGCGGUGCUCCCGCUUAUUGGGCGCGCAGUGUGUAUACUCCUCUCGUUCACGCUGAAUCCGGACCAUACGUAUGAUCCUGCGACGGAGGCGGAGGCGCAGACUUGGGGGGAGAGUGUGCAGAGUAUUGAUGGGGAUAGAGAGCUUUCGCAUAAGCUGCUCAUCCCUGCGCGGAUAUUCUACGCCAUGUUUUUGUGGUGCUUGAAGUUGGGGCUGUUGGCCUUUUAUUCACGCUUCAUCGAUGUCUUUCGCUGGGGCAAACCCGUCACGGAUGCGCUCUGGUGGUUCAUCAUCGCUACCUUCAUUGCGGUCAUUAUAACAAUCCUCGCCGAAUGUCGCCCUCUAUCACUAAUGUGGGCGCUUAACUACGAUGAUACGAAAGUCGCAUGCAAUCGCGCCGUCGGCAACCUGAUACUAAUGGCGAUUUGCAAUAUAAUAAUAAACAUUGCGCUUAUAAUCCUCCCGUUUCCGAUGCUUCGACAUCUACGUCUCGAUAUCAAGGAGAAACUACAGCUUGGCUUCUUGUUUAGCGUUGGCGCUGUGUUGGUAGCCAUUACGAUCCUCCGCCUCCCUCUCAUCCUCAACGAAUCCGUGUCUCAACGAUCCCGAUCGAUGUGGGCUUCAAUUGAGAUUCUCUGCGCAUGCAUCGUCUCCAACACUCCUUUCUUCUACGCUCUAGUCAAGGACAUGAAACGACAGCACGACGACCGGCCCGAACGAUCACCGUCGAACGCAACAAAUCCAGGGGACUUUGACUUUUACGAUCUACAGAGUUUACCGUCGUCGGCGGGUGUGCACAUGCCUGCGAGAUCAUCGCCUGAUACGUCGAAAUGUACAAUACGGUAUUUGGAGAAUGUUUGACGGGAGAUGUUGGAAUGCGCUGAUGGUGGGAUAGUUAGUUUAAUGAUACCCAAUACGAAGAGAUAUGCUUAUGAAGCUUUAUUUGCGUAAUUGUUGCUCUUGCGAUUGUCGAAUUGAUGAUCGGUCGAGCGGAUGCAGUGUUCCGACCAGUCGCCGCGGACUCAUCGGCCAACUGCGAUGUCGGAUACUGCGUGAUGAACCGCGAAUAUCUUGAUGG